UAUGGUAUGUAGCAUAGGAGUGGCUAAAACAGUCAUAUUGAAAGUGAAAGCGCUCAGCGUUACACAAAGCCUGUCCUUCGUGCUGCGUUCGGACUCUCCUUGUCCAUUUGAAGAUCAUUUACACAAGUAAUCAUGUCUUCGGUGAAGGUUAUUCUCGUAGUUUCUCUCUUCGUCCCUACUGUGAUGCCCAGUUCAGAUUUGUUUAAAUUGGAAUGCCGACCUACAGCUGGAAUUCUUGCUCAGACCACAGUUAUCCGAUGCUUUUUCAAAAACAUCAAUGAUAUUGAGAUAGUUGGUGUUAUUUUAAAAAAAGCUGAACAAAAGGAUCCAAUUUUUACUCAAGAGGGUUCAGAAAGAUCAGGAGAUCCACGCUUCAGUCUUGAAAACAUAAAAGUGGGACCAUCUCUGCUAAUAUCUAACACAAUGUUUUCUGAUGAUGGCGAAUAUCUGUACCGUGUUGUAACGGACAGUGGUGAAAAAGAAAUACAAUUUAGCAUCAGUGUCACAGCAAAGUACAAGGAUCCUGUCGCAAGCACAUGGCCUGAAAAUGUAAUUGAUGGAGGACCUGCCAGCCUUUACUGCAAUGCUACUGAUGGAUACCCAGAAGGCUUCAUCCAUUGGUUUGACCGUUCUGGAAGCAACUGGACCGUAAAUUCGGAGCUGACAAAAAUCCCCAAGAACAUCAAUGGUGUAAAAUCUGUAGCUUUGUCUAGCAAACUGACUUUCAAGUCUAUCACCUUGGGCCUGGCACCAUUUAGAUGCAUCGUCUUUAAUAGCAAAUAUGUACAAGAUGGAGAAAACACACUGGAGAUCACAUCUGCUAUAAGUAAUGAAAAUGAACAUUCUUCAGGAUCUAAUAUGAAAAACAUUGUCGCUGGUGUGAUGGUCAUUGGAUCGCUUAUUGUUGGCCUGCUGUUUGCUCUGUUGUGUUUCAGAAAAAAAAAAGAUGAGCGCCCUUACACAAAAAGCCCUGAACUGGAAAAUGGUGACAGCAGAUGAAAUUGAAACUAUAAGCCUUGAUUUUCAUAUGGACGUCAUCCAGCAGCCAUUUGACUGAAAAAAAGUCAUAAGGAAAAUGGCAGCUGUUGGAAUAACGACAGAUUUAACAAUCAGUUCUCUUUACAUUUACAGUCAAAUGUGGGUUUAGAGAGCAUGUACACUAAUAGCUGUCAAAUUUAUUACUACAUCAAUGUAAACACAGAAUCUUAUUAAAGAUGCUAUUGGAGUUUUGAUGAAAAUUAUAGGAAAGAUUUUGCAGUGUUUUUUUUUUAUUAUUAUGUUUUUCUGGCUGUCAAGGUUAAUGUAAAAUUGGCUAAAUAUGUCAAUGACUUUAUAACAGUAUCCAGUUUAUACAAACAAUAACAAGCAAUAUUAUUACUGUUUAAUUUUUGUUUCUGCUUUCUUAAACCUGGUCAGAAAUCAUUCAUCAAGGUUAUUUUAAAUUAACAAAUUUAACAAAGGUAAUAUCCAAAUCUAAAUACAGUUUUGUAAAAACUGUUUUGUAUCAAUAGGUUGUUUCUCCUCACUACUGUCACUUUUGGCUUUACUCUCGGCUUUAUUUUUCUGUAAAGCAUCUUAGUAACAACAAUAUUCAUGCUUAUUAAGUAAGCGUUAUACAAAUACAUUUGAAUUCAAUUUAGUUUCUCACCUUUUUACAUAAAACAUAAAUAAAUAAAUAAAUAAUCAUAACUCAAAUAAAAUGUAAGUAAUUGUGUCUGUACUGCUGCCAUUGUAUCAUUGGUCACUUAUGCUUCACAUAAAUGAUAAUUCAACUUUCGUUUUCAGAUUCUGUUCAUUUAAAAGUGAAGUAAAUAAUGCUUUAUUUGUAAUGUGGAGAUUUGGCAGCAAGCACAGCAACUUUUGAAAAAAAAAAAAAAAAACUGUGUACCAAUAAAAGGAUUGGUUUCUGUGAAAAA
Messenger RNA from Carassius auratus (goldfish), 1916 nucleotides. RefSeq lists its product as uncharacterized. Gene Ontology annotation, cellular component: protein complex involved in cell adhesion; plasma membrane; cell-cell contact zone. Gene Ontology annotation, molecular function: protein heterodimerization activity; cell-cell adhesion mediator activity; protein homodimerization activity. NCBI's taxonomy places the organism in Eukaryota, Metazoa, Chordata, Actinopteri, Cypriniformes, Cyprinidae. Bases 133 to 999 code for a protein of 288 amino acids. The record is from RefSeq and is a predicted model, not a curated record. Gene Ontology annotation, biological process: cell migration; cell-cell adhesion. The transcript has 7 exons.